Molecule: messenger RNA, 1101 nt
Organism: Williopsis jadinii
Lineage: Eukaryota; Fungi; Ascomycota; Saccharomycetes; Phaffomycetales; Wickerhamomycetaceae
Gene: JSN1
Product: Jsn1p
Exons: 1
Molecular function (GO): RNA binding
Source: RefSeq, a predicted model, not a curated record
UUUGGUGUUAACGUUUCUGACGGUAUUAUCCCAAAUAUCAUUUCAAAUGCUUUGAAGUAUGAAGGUAAUGAUACCGAUUUGGGGCCUUUACCUGAUCCAAUUCCAAUAAGAGACUUUGAUGCUCCGAAGUUAAGAGAGAUUCGAAAACUGAUUGAUAACGAAUCCCUGACAACGUUUGAGAUUGAAGAAUUGGCCAUGGCCAUGCUUGAGGAACUGCCUGAGUUAUCCAGCGACUACUUGGGUAACACGGUGGUUCAAAAGCUGUUUGAAUUCGGUUCAGCUCCAAUCAAGCACGUCAUGCUUAAAGAGGUGUCUAGGUAUUUGGCACAGAUGGGUGCGCAUAAGAAUGGUACCUGGUCUGCUCAGAAGAUGAUCUCUGUUGCUGAUACUCCUUUACAGAAGCAGACCGUGGCAGAGAGCUUGAAGCCUUAUUGUGCGCCUCUGUUUAACGACCAGUUUGGUAACUACGUGAUUCAGUGCUCGCUCAAGUUUGGUUCUCCGUGGAAUAACUUCAUCUUUGAAGCUAUCCUGGCAAAGUUUUGGAUCAUCACCCAUAACAGGUUUGGUGCUCGUGCUGUUAGAGCAUGUCUUGAGAGCCAUGAGGCAACGUUGGAGCAAACAGCACUGGUUUCUGCUGCCAUUGUUGCGUAUGCUGACCAUUUAGCAAUUGAUCAAAACGCUGCAUUGCUCAUCACCUGGUUCUUAGAUACUUGUACUCUACCAAACAGACAUAUGCUUUUGACACCAAGGUUGGUUCCACAUCUGGCACAACUGUGCACUCACAAGCUUGCCAGCUUGACGAUCUUGAAGAUUUUGAACAAUAGAAGUGAACCUGAGGCUAAGAGUAUGAUAUUGACUGCUUUGUUUGGUGAUGUGAAUGCAUCGGUCGAGAACACCAGACCUCCACAGUUGUUGGAGCUAGUGUUACAGGAUAGUUCCCAUGGUGCCGGAUUCAUCUUCAAAGUGUUAUCGAACCCACAGCUGGAGGCUGAUGUUCGCAAGCACGUUGUCAGCCAAGUGCGCAAAGUGUUGGUGGAGAUGAACAUUUCCUCUUAUCAGGAUUAUAAGAGACUAAUGGACGAGGUUGGGCUAUCUUCAAGA